This is a messenger RNA of Glarea lozoyensis ATCC 20868, 939 nucleotides long. RefSeq names its product Ankyrin repeat-containing protein. Lineage: Eukaryota; Fungi; Ascomycota; Leotiomycetes; Helotiales; Helotiaceae. The record is from RefSeq and is a predicted model, not a curated record. Gene Ontology annotation, molecular function: protein binding. The transcript is spliced from 2 exons. Bases 1 to 939 code for a protein of 312 amino acids.
AUGAGAGUUAAACACGGGGAAAUUGCAACAUCUCGACCGAAGUUCGACACGACGGUGGCUAGUAGCUCGCAUAAAAGUGAAGAAGUGGAAUAUUUGGAGGCGAUAGGGGAAGAAAAUACUGAGAAAUUGAUGAGAAUGGCCAGGCCAUAUCCAGACUUCAAGUUUGCUCGAGGGGCAAAUGCUCUGCAGAUAGCGGUAAGUGCGGAAAAAUUUAAAAGCGUCCAAGUCCUGUUAGACGCAGGCUUAGAUGCAUCCCUGAAAGAUAUGUGGGGAACUUCAGCACUCGAUACGGCCAUUGAAAAGAAGUUAGUGGAAACAGUUCAACUCAUUUUGAGCUACACCUCAGACAUAUCCAAAAGAAUACGUCUGUCUUCAGAAGGGUUACAUAUCGCUGCUAGAUUUGGUCACAUGGAAACUGUUAAAUGUCUCAUUGAUGAUGGAGCAGAUAUCAAUAUGCCGGACCCAACGUUACAGAAUGCGCCACUCCAUUUGGCUGCUUAUAACGGACACUGUUCUGUUAUGCAACUUUUGAUCUCGAAAGGUGCAAAUCUCGAAGCAACAGAGAUAAAUUCAAAAACGCCAUUAUGGCGGGCGAUUGAGGGAUACAUAAGAUACUCAAAGCUCUGCAAUUUAGAUGCCAUUGCACUACUUCUUGAAGCAGGCGCAAAUGUCGAAGCCAGGUCAAAUCCUACAACAUGGGAGUCACUUCUAGAAUAUACUGUUAGACUAUGUGAACCCCAAGACAAAGCCAUAAAAGCUACUAAACUACUCCUCGAAUAUGGUGCUCGAAUAUGGUGCUCGAAUCGAGGAAAAAGUCUGGCCGUUACUCCCUCCCGAUUUGCAGCUGCAAUAUGCCCACCAACGUUAGUGAACGAGAUAGAGAUUCGGUCCAGGAAAGCUGUUGUUGCAAAUGGGAUAAGCCGAGGGCGAGUAAGAUGA